UUUGUGAUGUCUUGUCAUGAUAAGGACAAUAUGGCACUAGAUGGUAUAAAAGUCCAUGGUGUGAGUGCAGGAAUUUCAGAGAGUGACAUCAAGGCGUACUUCAGCAACCAUCGGAAUGGAGGAGGCAAUGUGUCCAAGAUAUUCUACCCCCUCCUCAACCAUGCUGCUGUUGUCAUCUUUUCUGAUAGAAAUGUUGUUACAGGAAUCACUAGUCGCAGACAUAAGAUAAAGAACUGUGAUGUCUUAGUUGAGAGUUUGCCUAAGAAUAUAUUCUCUAAAGUCUCUGUGGAGUUACAACAAGAAGUAACAGAGAUGCUGGAUCAAAACUCGCCUUACCUUGAUGUCCUUCAAUUUGAGGGAGAGCUAGAUGUAAACUUUGACCCUGAUACAAUGAACUACACCAUGACUGGAAAUUGGUACCAGGUAGAAUGGGCAUGGAAUUACUUGGAAUCUGUUUCCACAGACAAGAAUUCUCCAGGACAUGUCAGCAACAGACUCUCAUCCGUUACACCCAAUAUUUCCUCAAAAAGGGAGGAUUCACCCAAAUUUGCUGAUACUAUGGGGGAAGAGAGCAACAUUUCCUGGAAUGUCAACCGACAAGAUGGUACUGAUAAAUUUGUCACUUAUCAGCCAUUUAGGUCAAACAUUCCACAGAAUGUAGACAAUUCAGAGAAAAAGUAUACUGCCAAACAAUUACCAGCCAAUAAAGAGUCAAAUGAGUUCAGCAUAAGUGACUUAAGCAACAAGCAGAAGCUUGGUCUGGCAGAUGCUCACAUUCCUCUCCUGGAUAAUCCGCUCCGUGGCAGGGACAUCUGGACUUCCAACUACCCACAACAUGGAGACUACAUCAGUGACGAUACUGAUGAUGAAUUGACAGCUCAGUAUCUUGAUGACCGAUCAUCAUCACCAGAAAUAUUUGUACCUGAGCAGCAUAUUACCAGACCACGUUGCCCCUCCCCAAAAGGAAUAGAGUUACUUCACUCGGACUUUGGUGACAUGCCCUUGACAUUUGAUGCUUUUAUGGGGUGUAUGCAGGUCAAGGUCAUCAUGGGUGACAUUGUCAAAGAAAGAAGUGAUGCGAUAGUGAACCCAACUAAUCAAACCUUGAGCAACACAUAUGGAAUUUCAGCCGCGAUUGCAAGAAUGGCAGGAAGAGGUUUAAUGGAUGAGUGUAGGAGUAAACUGACUAGCCAUGGCCCUCUAAGUCUUUCUCAGGUCACCAAGACAUGCGCUGGUGGAGCAUUAGACGACCAAGUGGACUUUGUCCUCCAUACCGUACCACCAACAUGGCGGGAAGAUGAAAGUGAUUCUACAACCCAUAUUCUCACCUGUACUUACUUGAACUGUUUACAGGUUGCUAACAAACAGCUGUGGUUGCGGUCAUUGUCAUUUCCCUUAAUAGGAUCAGGUGGUAUGGGUAUACCAUUGGAUGUAAGUGUCCAGGCAUUCUUCGACGCCAUUCACCUGCACGUGUCUGAUGAGAAACAAGCCAUUCAUCUCCAGAAUGUCCGACUGGUCAGCAACACUCAAGACAGUACCUGUUCAGUAAUUGUGGUUCUGCGAUCACUUCUCGACCUUGACCAAGGGGAGGCACAAAAAAAUGCUAUAGACCGCUACUGCACCAGGAGCAAAGAGUUUAAUUUCAGGGCAAAUGACUUUUGGCUUGAUAAGAGUGAGACUGAUAAAAGUGUUGAUGAUGAUUCUGAGGUUAGAGUGGCUGAUCAUGACAAAAAUGUUGAGGUUCCCAUGGCACAGAAAGAUCUGGACAGUUCCAUUGCAAUCAAUAAAGACAGUCCUAGGGAUCCAAAGCAGAUGAGAAGUGGUGAUGGCAUCCAAGGACUGGAAAGCCAGGAUGAAGAAUCUUGUAUUCAAUCAAACAGUGGCCAAGGAUUUAGUGUUGGACAGGGCAGAGUUGACAAUUAUUCUGAAGACCAUCAAAGUACAGCAGGAAGGCAAGAUCAAAACGUUCAUGCUGAACAAGACAAUUAUGGUCUAAUUAACAAAGCUAUGGACACUGAAUUGCUGCAGGACCACAAAAUGGAUAGAGAGAAAGGAUAUGCUGUUUUGGACCUGGAUGUUGAAAAACAAAGAGACCAGGAAGAAAGCAUUGAAAAUUCUAUGAGUAGACGGAAUAUAAAAAGUGAUGGACAAAGUCGCCAAUUACAAGAAAUUGAUGUGGAGUUGCAGAGAACACGGCAAAUGGAUAAUUUUAGUGCAGAUGGCAUUGAUGACAGCACAUAUAAAAUGGACACAGGGACACACAUGGAUAAGAAAUCUAGCCAGGGAAAUGAAGAAGAGAACUUGAACUCAAGGCAUGAUGAGAUAAAGAGCACAGAUGUAUCAUCAUCAGUUGGGAGUGAACAGCCACACAACAUGCCCUCUUAUGAUCAACAAGAUUUGCAACAGGAGGACAGAAUGACAGACCAUGUGACAGAUGCAAUGGAGAAGACACAGAAUGACCAGUUGGAAUAAGUCACUUUUGCUCAUUUAAUUGACAGAUAUAUAUUUUGGAAAAUCAAGAUUGGAUUUGACAAUGCAAUAGAGUUUGGCCUGAGGCGUAUGUUGUACUGCAGAGACUGUUAAAUGAUUUUCCUUUUAAACUCUGCAAUGAUGUCAACUGUAUUUGGUUGGACUCUUCCUUUUGUGGUUACUCAGAUUCAGAAUUCAGGUUUGGCCGUGGUUGUAGGAUGGGAAAGCAAAAAUGCAGUAAAUUUCACCAACUUCACUACUAUCAAGAACCAAACCAAAUACCUGCUGGUUGACAAUAAGAAACAAAUACAAUUGUUUUGCUAGUUUUAGUGUCAGCCACAACCUCUAGGAGUUCGGUGUGGCACAGAGAUAGUAGAAAUCUCAAACUUAUUAGUAGGUACCAGUUUACUAGUUUUAAGAGACGUAUACACUCACAAGGUUUGGCCUCGCCCCUAGAAGAUAGACCCCCACCUAAUACCAACAUGUGAAAUGUUUGAAAUCCAAGCCCCAUGCCAAAAAUUGAGAGACAAACAUUGUGGAUUAGUACUUAGGUAUGGCCUCCCCUUGAAUAUUUAUCUGCAAAAUUAGUUUUGAUAAAAAUAUUUUGGAGUCAUCCCUGAAAAAUCCAGGUGAGUAAUACAAUCCCUUUAGACAUGGUUUUGGUCAGUAAAGAUGUAUAUACUGAAACAGUUACUCGUGUUGUAGCAGAAUUUAUUAUACAGUACUAGUUUUAUGUUUUUAGCUUUUGAUCAAUUUCUUGGUCAUAACUUUAGGUUAAUUAGACUUGUAACAUCUGCUGGCCCCACUUGUAUAAAAUAUCUCAAUUUCAGAUUUCCUCAAGCCCAGAUUUUCC
This is a messenger RNA of Ylistrum balloti, 3322 nucleotides long. RefSeq lists its product as uncharacterized. NCBI's taxonomy places the organism in Eukaryota, Metazoa, Mollusca, Bivalvia, Pectinida, Pectinidae. Bases 7 to 2472 code for a protein of 821 amino acids. The record is from RefSeq and is a predicted model, not a curated record. The transcript has 6 exons.